Molecule: messenger RNA, 231 nt
Organism: Enterobius vermicularis (human pinworm)
Lineage: Eukaryota; Metazoa; Nematoda; Chromadorea; Rhabditida; Oxyuridae
Source: the annotation of a GenBank genome assembly
AUGUAUUACAGACUGAAGAAACGUGAAGAAGACGUGAAAGCAAUAUUGAAACUGAAGAAUAUAAAGCCAUGCAGUGAAGUGUGCAAAAAUGAAUCAAUUACUACGACAGCAGAACCAACGACGGUAGGCACAACACUGUUAAUGGAACCAGCUACUGGCGAUCUAGAAACUGAACAACAACUGCCUACAAACGACACGGACGUCACUGAAGAAACUGACAGCACCGUUUAG